This is a messenger RNA of Tricharina praecox, 1146 nucleotides long. Its product is annotated as 14-3-3 domain-containing protein. Bases 122 to 862 code for a protein of 246 amino acids. Gene Ontology annotation, biological process: signal transduction. Gene Ontology annotation, cellular component: cytoplasm. The record is from RefSeq and is a predicted model, not a curated record. The transcript is spliced from 5 exons. Lineage: Eukaryota; Fungi; Ascomycota; Pezizomycetes; Pezizales; Pyronemataceae.
CGAGCAGGCUGAGCGUUACGAUGGUUCGUUCGCACCUUAUCUCCUUCCACCCACUGGCGAUGCCCUCGUGGAUUGGCGGUUGCUUACGACGAUGAAUACCGAUUGCUGAUGAUUCUCCUUGAUGGUUAUAGAGAUGGUCACCUACAUGAAGGAGGUUGCUAAGCUUGGUGGAGAGCUCACCGUUGACGAGCGUAACUUGUUGUCGGUCGCCUACAAGAACGUUGUCGGAACGCGACGUGCUUCGUGGCGCAUCAUCUCCAGCAUCGAGCAGAAGGAGGAGACCAAAAACAACGAGAAGCACAUCACCAAGAUCCGCGAGUACCGCCAGAAGAUCGAGGAUGAGUUGGAGAACGUGUGCGGGGAUGUUCUCAACGUCCUUGACGAAUCGUUGAUCCCCAAGGCUGAGUCUGGCGAGUCCAAGGUGUUCUAUCACAAGAUGAAGGGUGACUACCACCGUUACCUUGCCGAGUUCGCCCACGGCGACAAGCGGAAGGAGGCUGCCCAGGCUGCCCACGAGGCCUACAAGAACGCCACCGACGUUGCACAGACCGAGUUGACUCCCACCCACCCCAUCCGCCUGGGUCUGGCCCUUAACUUCUCCGUGUUCUACUACGAGAUCUUGAACUCGCCCGACCGUGCUUGCCACCUCGCCAAGCAGGCUUUCGACGACGCGAUUGCCGAGCUCGAUUCGCUCAGCGAAGAGAGCUACCGGGAUUCGACCCUCAUCAUGCAGUUGCUCCGCGACAACUUGACCCUCUGGACCUCAAGCGACGGAAACGACGUCGAGGAGCCCAAGGAGAAGCCUGCCGAGGCAAAGACCGAGGAUGCGCCCGCCGCUCCCGCUGCCGAGGAGGCGAAAUAAGCUUCAUCACCAAAACUAACUUCCUUACAUUCACCCGAACGACGACCUUUUUACCCUUUCCCACACGAUUUGACUGUUCUUUCAUUUCCUUUCUAAUUGAAGACGGAUGAUCUAUAGGGGGCACUUGGAAAGAUGUUAAGAAGAUGGGGGAAUUGCUGUAAUGUCAUUUCCUUGUUUUACUUUCCUGACUACUCAAUGUUUUCUUGCGUGACCGUCGUCAAUUCACAAGACAGGGCAAAUUUUGGGAUAUAAUAUUUUCGCGACGCGUUCUGGGAGGAAACACG